AUGGGAUGGUAUGACCAAUAUGCGAGGCUGGACGGCACUCCAAACAUUGAGGACGUUGUCAUCGGUCUAGAGGGCGAGACUAUUGUGGCUGUCGCUUUGACGUACAUUCCCAACACUGGAAGCCCAACCGAGGACGACCUACCGUGGGCCAAGACCAUUGGCGCGGAUGUCGGUGGCGUAACAUGCAUUUGCAUCACAGAUGAUAAUCGUGAAAUGGUGAAUAGCCGGGACUCGGUUAUGAUUCGAUUGCUAGAUACCUGUGUCAAGUUGCUGGCCGACCGAGGUAUGCAGCAAAUGUUCAUCGAUGGUGUCAAAGGGGGCAAUGCUGGCUUUCAAAGUCUAGUGCUGGCUCUUAUCCCAGAAGUGACGGCUGUAUACAUCGGCUCCGAGUACCACCUGGUUCCUGUUUCCAGGAGCCCUAAAGAUUGA
Molecule: messenger RNA, 429 nt
Organism: Colletotrichum siamense
Lineage: Eukaryota; Fungi; Ascomycota; Sordariomycetes; Glomerellales; Glomerellaceae
Exons: 3
Coding region: 1-429 (142 amino acids)
Source: RefSeq, a predicted model, not a curated record